UAUAUAAACUGACUCCAAAAUAUAUAUCGUUUACGCGAUUCCUUUUUUCUGUAUACUUUCGUUUUAACUAAAUGAAAUUUCGUUUCGAUUCUUUUCGCCUUUAAGACCUUUUCUUUAGCUAAAUCGUCGACUGGACACCAUGAAGGUAGUGGAAGAGUUUUGUAACGAUAUUUCCAAAUACUAUCCAGACGCGGACGACUUUUAUAGCUGGUACAUCGUGCUUUGUAUAAUCAACGGAAUUUUGGCCCUUUCUGCGAUAUUUGGCAAUACGAUUAUCAUCUGUGCGCUAACAAAGACAACUUGUGCCUUAUCUCCUUCGCAAAUACUGCUCCUUGGUUUGGCUUUCUCCGAUCUUACUGUUGGUUUAGUUGUACAGCCCUUGUACAUCUCCGUGAUCUUCGAGAUGCUCCUAAGUAAUUCUGUUUCUCCAGCUGAUUCUGAGUGCAAAACCAAGAUAACUUUUCUAGUCGUGGGAACUUUUCUUGCUGGUGUUUCAUUUUUCGUCGUUUCCGCGAUUAGUUUUGAUCGCUUCCUCGCCAUCAGCCUGCAUCUUCGUUACAGAGAAAUUGUAACAGAAAAGAGAGUUGUCAUUACACUGAUCGUUCUAUGGGCGCUCAGCGCGGUUGCUGCUCUUGGUUAUAUGUUCAUGGGAGCUGUUAACCGAGAGGCAUUGUCCAGCACAUUUACGUUGAUAUUUUUCAUCACAACUACGAUAACAUUUAUUAGAAUCUACUUCGCUGUCCACAGACACCGUCUGCAAAUAAGAUCUCAAGAAAAUUCGGCAAGUGAAAGCUGCAAAGAAUUAGCGCUGAGCAAACGAAAAUUUAAAUCGGCCGUUAACAUCUUGUAUAUAUAUAUCGUAUUCACUGCCUGUUAUCUUCCCUAUACUGGUACAAUGUUGAUCAUAGUAACCUCUGAACACGGUUUAUUUGUUAAAGGAAUCUUUCAGUUUUCAUUGACAUUGGCAUUGUUAAAUUCAUCAUUGAAUCCCAUCUUAUACUGCUGGCGAAUGAGAGAGAUACGGAGAUACGCUUUAGAAAUCCUCAAAAAAUUAUUGCCAUGUUUAAAAACGGACCAAGAUCUUCAUAUCCCAAAGGAAAAGAAACUAUCGAUUCUGAGCACCUCUUAUUUCAAGAGAGACAGGUCAACAACAACUCCUACCAGUCAAGUUAAACGAAAUAUUCGUCAUUGAAUGAUCAACGAGAAUUUUUGAGGGGCACUGGAUUUAUUCGACAUGUUAACUCCGUGUCAGUAAUGAAAAUUGGAAGAACAUCUUCAAAUCGAAGAGACACUAUCAGGACAACCGAGGGGUUUGAUGUAAAGUCAGAAUUGAUAGUUUGCAGUAUACAUGUACAUUUAGAUGACAUAUAUAAAUGCCCGAAAUACAGCCAAAUCACAACUUGUUCAAGUUCCCUUUCUUUCUAUUGAAGAAGGGGGCCAUGAUAGAGAAUGUGUUAAAGAAGGUGUGGUUGUUAAGUGCUGAUCUCAACUAGUUAACAGCCCUAUAGCCAGCCCUUUUUAAUUAUUUUUCUGUGAAGGGGGGCAGUAUAAUAAUAAUAAUAACAUUUUAUUAAACUCUCUUGCAGUAACUUACUGAAUUAACGAGUUAUAAUACAAUGAAAACUUAAUAAGAUCGACUAUGUACAAGUUAUAUACACCACACCAGAACAUGCAUCGCAUUUGUUAAAAAUACUUAAAAGUGAAAAAGUCUUCGGUGUGCUUGGUUCUACAGGUAGUAACGUUUCUGUAAAAGUACUGCUGGUCUGAUUUGUGCCUUUAUAGGGUGUAGGGACAGGUAUCGUUUAGGCUUGUAGGUAGAAGUCGUUCAUUUUGCACAUAUACUCCUUACAUAUCUUAUCUCUUCUAUACGCAAGAGUCUCCACCCGUGCUAUAGUUUAUAAAUUAUCGAUAUCCUAGCACUUACGAACCACUUUCCAUUCCAUCGAGGAUCUUAAGAAAUACUUUACACUGCAUUGAAUGUGCACCAUGUUAUAGAGAGGCCUGUUAUGAGUUGGGAAGCACUGAUCAAAGGGAAAAAAGGCUAAUCUUCUAAUUGUUUAAAAUAUGCAUAAGACUAGAAUGGAAAUCCUUCUUUUUACUUUUAUGACAUGUUUACAUAUAAAAACAUAUAUGCAAUGUUCAUUCCUACAGAAAUUAAAGUCUUAGCGAAUU
Molecule: messenger RNA, 2172 nt
Organism: Stylophora pistillata
Lineage: Eukaryota; Metazoa; Cnidaria; Anthozoa; Scleractinia; Pocilloporidae
Product: adenosine receptor A3-like
Biological process (GO): G protein-coupled receptor signaling pathway
Cellular component (GO): membrane
Molecular function (GO): G protein-coupled receptor activity
Source: RefSeq, a predicted model, not a curated record